GGUUACGUGCGUUUUAUCAGCGAUAAACAGUCCCGCAAAUCUUCCCUUCAGAAAAUCCAGACACGAGAGGCUAGGAUUUACCGCGAAGCACCUUUAUUAUUUACCACCUUUACUCUGGAGCAGAUAAGAUUGCGUCAACAGUCAGGGAGAGAGAGAGUAUGUGUGUGUGUGUGUGUGUGAGAGAGAGAGGGAGAGAGAGAGAGAGAGAAAGAGUGUGUGAGAGAAAGAAUGUGUGUGUGUGUGUGAGAGAGAGAGAGAGAGAGAGAGAGAGUGUUUGUGUGUGUGUGUGUGUGAGAGAGAGAGAGAGAGAGAGAGAGAGAGAGACGCAUGGUGGCAGCUGUAAUCUUUAGUACGGCUCUCACUCUAGGGAACUUUCUGAAGCUGGAUCUGUGCUCGUUCUUCCUCUUCGGCUGUUAGUAGAAGAGCACAGCGCUGUUUUCACAGGUUCCGAUGCCGAAGCUGAAGGAAACACAUCUAGCAUCCACCGGCACUGGAGCGCGUGACCGCUUGCGGAAUGUGUGAAUCCUCUAACACUUUUUUUUUUCUUCUAUCUGCGUGCUUUUCAAGCCAGCAUGGUUGACCGCAGACACCUGUGAGUGAAGAUGAGGAGGGCCUUGUGGCUGGUGAGGAGUUUGGAGAUUGGAAUUGUCCUGCUAUCUAUCAUCCUCCCUUACAUCAGGGCUCAGGGAGCAGAAGAGUGUAAGCUGUAUCGAACUGGACCCCCUGCCACUAUUGUUACUAUUGAUGAAGAGAGUCCAAAUGGUACAGUUCUGGUGGAGAACAUGCAGAUUAACGGUCGAGCGCAGGACCCGGGCCGGACCAUAUCUCUUACUUUACUAGGGAACUAUGACUAUUGGGUUAUACUGGACCCUAUCCUCCAGAGACUCUACCUCAACAGCACUGGAAGAGUACUGGACCGAGACCCCCCCAGAUACAUUACCACUAUAGUGGUUCAGGUUCAGUGCAUUAAUGAGCUGGUGGGCACCGUUAUUCUGCAUGAGGUGCGCAUUGUUGUACGCGACAGGAACGACAACACACCGCAGUUCCAGCAGCCUCGCUAUUACGUGGCAGUAAAUGAGCUCACUCCCGUCGGCACCACCAUCUUCACUGGUUUCUCUGGAAACAACGGUGCCACUGACAUCGACGAUGGACCAAACGGGCAAAUUGAAUAUGGCAUCCAGUACAACCCGAAUGACCCGCUGUCAAACAGGACUGUUCAGGUGGCUAGCACACUGUCUGGUAAUAUUGUCCUUGCUGAGAGACUGAACUAUGAAGAAAGGACGCGCUACCUAAUCAUAGUCCAGGCCAAUGAUCGUGCUCCAUAUCCAGCCAGCCGGCACACUGCUACUACAACGCUGACUCUGGAUGUAUUAGACGGAGAUGACCUGGGUCCCAUGUUCCUGCCCUGCGUUCUGGUCAAUAACACGCGGGACUGCAGCCCUGUCAUAUAUCAUGCCGUCAUUCCUGAACUCAUAGACCCGAGCAAAUUGAAUCCCCUAAAUGUGUCACCACCCAUCCGAGCGGUGGAUCAGGACAGAAACAUUCAGCCUCCAUCAGACAGACCUGGCAUUCUCUACUUCAUUCUGGUUGGCCAGCCAGCAGUCUACCCAGAGUUCUUUUCUUUGAACAGGACCACAGCAGAGCUCCGCCUUCUAAGGCCAGUUAGGAGGGACCUGUACCAAAGCUUCAACCUUGUCAUCAAGGCCGAGCAGGAUAACGGUCACCCUCUGCCUGCAUUUGCCGACCUGCGGAUAGAGGUGUUGGAUGAAAACAACCAGGCUCCGUACUUCCAACAGCCCUCCUACCAGGGCUUCAUCAGUGAGUCAGCCCCUGUGGGUGGCACCGUGUCAGGCAGAACCAACCUCACAGCACCGCUGGCCAUCAUAGCCCUUGAUAAUGACAUAGAGGAGAAUAAAGACCCACAGGUGAAGAUAACACUGAGUGACUACAACACUGUUUUCUCCAUCACCCCUACUGGAAUAACACGUUAUCUUCUGCUGCUCAGACCUGUGGACAGAGAGAUGCAGACGAACUACACCUUCACGAUGGUGGCAUCUGAUGGCGUACAGCAGAGCGUGCCUGUAACGGUGAACAUCCUAGUUAUUGAUGCUAACGACAACACACCCACCUUCUCUCAGGUCUCCUACAACAUCGAGGUGUUCACUAACAUGCAGGCCGGAGAGACUGUAAUACAGUUAACUGCUCAGGAUUCUGACGAGGGUCUGAAUGGUCUGGUGACCUACACCAUCUUGGCAGGAGAUCAGGGACAUUUUGUCAUCAGUAACCGUACAGGUCGAAUCACCAUAGCUCCGGGAGUGAAUCUGAGCGUGGGUCGCUCCUACGCCCUAACUGUCAGAGCAGCUGAUAAUGCACCCGAGGCUGAAAGGAGGAGUUCCAUAGCUACAGUUUAUAUUGAGGUUCUACCUCCUAACAACCAGAGUCCUCCACGCUUUCCACUGACAGUUUACAACCUAGAGAUCAGUGAGGCCAUGAGGAUAGGAGCCAUCCUCCUCAAUCUGCAGGCGAUAGACCGUGAGCUAGAUCCAAUUACAUACCGUAUUCUGAGUGGCGAUCCACAGCAGAUGUUCAACCUUUCUCAAACUAUAGGCCUACUGUUCUUAGCAAAGGCAUUGGACAGAGAGACCAUUGACCAGUACCGGCUCAUCGUGACGGCCUCCGAUGGACAUCCCGGAGGGACAUCCACUGCUACUGUCAGUGUUGUGGUCACAGAUGUGAACGACAGUGACCCGACCUUUGACCUCACCUUGCCUAGGAAUUUGACUGUACAGGAGGAGAGGGCCAAUUUGUCUGUGGGUCAAGUUCGGGCCUCAGAUCCAGAUGCUGGGCUGAAUGGUCUUGUGCGUUAUCGGCUCCUCACCCACACAUCUCUCUUCAGCAUUAACGCUAACGGCAGCAUAUUCACAGCUGUGCCUCUGGAUCGGGAAACUCAGAGUCAGUACGAGGUGGUGGUGGAAGCUUCGGACGGGGCAGUGGACCCUCGACGCACAACCCUCACACUGCUGGUGCGAGUGUCAGACAUCAAUGAUAACAGCCCUGUCUUUUCCCAGCCAUUUUACGUUGUCAAUGUACCUGAGAACACUCCAGCCGGAACCGUCAUCCUUCGCCUUAAUGCUACAGAUGAAGAUCUCAUCUCUAAUAUAACAUAUACUAUAAGGACAGAGGCAGCACGUCAGCUGUUUGCAGUAGACAGGAUCACUGGAGCUCUGUCAGUGCUGCAGUCUCUGGACUUUGAGGCUCUUGGUCGAGAUGGUGCUAACUACACAUUCCAGGUGGAGGCUCUGGAUUAUGAAGGUGUCCUGCCCCCUGGAAUAGCUACAGUUACAGUGAGGAUAACGGAUGUGAAUGAUUAUACUCCAGUCUUUGUUCGGCCUCUUUAUAAAGGCAUGGUGGCUCCUAAUGCUGAGAAGGGAACGUUAAUCACAACAGUAUUCGCAACUGAUCAAGACCCUCCCGGGACACCAGCCAGCAGGGUGCGGUACAGAGUGGAUCAGGAGCAGUCUCCCUACAGCGGCAGAAUUUUUGAUGUAGAUGAUACCUCAGGCAGAGUCAUCACUAAAGUGAACCUGAAUGAGGAGCCCAGCACUACUUUUAGACUGAUAGUGAUCGCUUUUGACGAGGGUGAGCCAGUGAAGAUGAAUACAACACUAGUGGAGAUCACCGUCUUGCAGCCCUCCAGAAUACCUAUCUUUACAGAGGAGGAGUACUGGUUCAGCCCGGUGAGUGAGAACGCUCCGAUCGGCCAGGCUGUAGGAAUGGUUCUUGCAGCAGCUGCAAAUACCACCGUGUUCUACUCCAUCGUGGGAGGCAAUCAGGGAGGUGAGUUUAGAGUGGAUAACCGCACUGGAAUGAUUUACACCGCAAAGCUGCUAGACUAUGAGACGCGCAUCAGCUAUGAGCUCCGUCUGCAGGCCGACUCUCUGGUCCUCGUUUUGGCCAACCUGCGCGUGCCUUCCAAAACAAACACAGCCAAGGUGUUUAUCAACGUGCAGGAUGAGAACGAUCAUCCUCCAAUGUUCACCGAGUCCUUGUACAUUGGCGGAGUAACCGAGGACACUAAGACCUUCACAUCAGUCCUGAAGAUUAUUGCUACAGACAUUGACACAGGGAACUACAGUAAGAUGGCAUACAGGCUGAUCAUUCCCCCUACUCCAGAGGGUCAGGACAGCUUUGUCAUCGAGCAAUACACUGGUUUCAUCAAAAGUGCCAUCAUGUAUCGCAACAUGCGCCGCUCGUACUUCAAAUUCGAGGUCAUCGCUACUGAUGACUAUGGAAAAGGUCUGAGCAACAGCGCUGGGGUGGUGGUGUCUGUGGUGAAUGCAUUGGACAUGCAGGUAGUGGUGUCCAAUGUGCCGCCUACCGUUGUGGAAGAGAACAAAGAGCAGCUUGUCAGGAUUCUUGAGCGCUAUGUGCAGGACCAAAUCCCUGGAGCUAAAGUGAUAGUGGAAUCCAUCGGACCACGCCGGCAUGGGGAAGGCUAUUCAUUAGAGGACUACAGCAAAUCAGACUUGCAGGUGUACGCCAUCGACCCUCUCACAAACAGGGCCAUAUCCCGACAAGAGCUCUUCAAGUUUCUGGAUGGUAAGAUUCUAGACAUUAAUAAAGAGUUCCAGCCAUAUCUGGGUGAAGGUGGGAGGAUUUUGGAAAUCCGCUCGCCAGACAUUGUGGCUACGGUGAAGAAAGCUGCUCAGGCUGUGGGCUACACAGAGGGAGCGCUACUCGCCCUUGCCAUCAUCAUCAUCCUUUGCUGCAUCCCAGCCAUCCUCAUCAUCAUGAUCACCUACAAACAAUUCAAAGAGAAACAGGCCGAGUGUGCCAAAACCGCCCGCAUCCAGAGGUCACUUGCUACUUCAAAAUCAGCUGCUGCUCCGGUUCCAGUUUCAGCUCCAGCUUCAGCUCCAUCCAAUCUCUAUGAGGAGCUUGGAGAUGGCAAAAUGCAGAAAGGAUCUGGAUCUCUACAACAGCAGCUGCUGAGGCCAUCUUUGCUCAGGCCCGAGGCACUCUCUAUGGAAUCGGGUAUUGACCCCGGGCAGGACUACUAUGCACAAGACUAUUACAGCUAUGAUCAAGGGUAUGAUCCGUAUCCUCCUUAUGGGAGCCGCAGGAGGUUGAUAUCUCCCAUGUACGAUGAGUACGGAGAGGCCAUAAUGGACGAUGAUGGCUACUACUACAGUGCCUAUGGACCAGAGGCUGUCAGAAAGAAGCAGAUGAAGUUAAUUGUAGAGAAAGAGGGUGAGUCAACGACUACAGGAGAGGACAGCGGUCCAGACAUCCAGCGGAAUCGUCUGCCUAAUGUUAACUGUCAAAGCAACGUCAAUGGUUCAGUGUACCUGGCACAGAAUGGCACGAUCAUUAGAACCCGACGGCCACCUUAUCCUAAUAACAUAAAACAUUUUUCACCUGGGCGGCUAGGAAAACAGUUCAAGAAACUGGACAAGUUAGAAGUCACGCAGGAGGAACAUUUGCCUUUAAAUAGUACAGUGGGUAAUGGACCUGCCAAAGGAACCACAGCCACACUUUCAUCAACGACUAACAACAACCUCGAUACCAGGCCCUUAACCUGGUCCAUAGGGUCUAGUAUGGGGCCAAAGUCCAACAUCGUUAAAGCGCAUUUGGACCAGCAGGGGUGCUGUCAGCAGGAACAGGAGUCCAGAGUGGACAAUGAGGAAGUCAAAGAGACCCUUGAGUCUCCAAGUGAUCAUACACUGUCAGAUGAGGAGGAGUUGUGGAUGGGCCCCUGGAACAACCUUCACAUACCAAUGACAAAACUCUGAUGUCUCUGAUGUCUGUUUUAUUUCUUCUACUUUUGUUGAAUUAUUGAUUUGUUUUUAUUUCUCAUUUCUCAGACUGGUUUCAACCAUCAUUUUAUAUAUGCAUAUCAAUAACCAAGAUAUAUAUACAGGUGCAUCUCAAAAAAUUUUUAAUAUAAUAGAAAAUUUUUUUUUUUUUUUUGGCAUUUUAAGUCAAAAAGUGGAACUUUCAUAUAUUCUAGAUUCAUUACACAUAAAGUGAAAUAUUUCAAGCCUUUUUUGUUUUAAUCUUACAGCUCAUGGAAAUCAAAAAUCCAGUAUCUCAAAAUAUUCGCAUAAAGAAUUUAUAAUACAGAAAUGUCGCCCUGAGAAUAGGUCUAAUCACCUAAUUAACUCAAAACACCUGCAAAGGUUUCCUGAGCCUUUAAUCUUUCAGUCUGGUUCAGUACACACAACAACAAUCAUGGGGAAGAUGAAAGUAAAUUUUGCAUUUCAUUUGGAAAUCAAGGUCCCAGAGUCUGGAGGAAGAGUAGAGAGGCACAGAAUCCAAGCUGUUUGAAAUCCAGUGUGGAGUUUUCUGAAGUCGAGAGUCAAUGCAGCGUCUAACAGGAGAUUUUAGAGCACUUCAUACUUCUAUCUGCUGACAAGCUUUAUGGAGAUGCGGAUUUCCUUUUCCAGCAGGACUGGAUUAGUAACUGCUUUGCUGACCAUGGUAUUACUGUGCUUGAUUGGCCAGCUAACUCACCUGACCUGAACCCCAUAGAGGAUAUAUGAGAGACACCAGACCCAACAAUACAGAUGAGCUGAAGGGCUCUAUCAAAGUAACCUGGGCUUUCAUAACACCUCAACAGUGCCACAGGCUGAUUGCCUCCAUGCCACGCUGCAUUGAUGUAGUAAUUCGUGCAAAAGGAGCCCCAACCAAGUAAAUUAACAUACUUUUCAGAAGGUUGACAUUUCUGUAUUAUAAAUCUUUAUUCUAAUAUUUUGAUUUCCAUGAGCUGUAAGCCGUAAUCAUCAAUAUUAAAACAAACAACAACAACAAAAGGCUUGAAAUAUUUAACUUUGUGUAAUGAAUCUAGAAUAUUAGAAAGUUCCACUUUUUGGAAAAAAAAAAGAAAAAAUAAACUUUUCAACAAUAUUAAUUUUUUAUUAGAUGCAACUGUAUAUACACUGUAUUACAUCUGAUAUGUUAGUGUUAAGUAAAUGGUUGGUUGUUUUGGCAGAGAGAACUGUUCCUCCUAAUUCAAAAUCAUUGAUUAAAAGCAGUCCCAGUGACAAAAAGAAUUAUUGGCAUAGUAUAUUUAUUAUAUUAUUUUUAAUACACAAUGAUUGUUAUAAGAACAUUAUGUAGCCAGUUAAAGAUUUUCAGGUAUUGUUUUUUUUAUGUGCGUCAUUGAAAAGUUUAUAGAAUUUUUCAAGUACCUCAAAUGUCUCAGAUAGAUAACUGUUCAUUUAAAACAUUUUUGGAAAUUUUCUAAACACACACACACACACACACACACACACACACACACACACACACACACACACACACACACACACACACACACAAAGAGAGA
This is a messenger RNA of Ictalurus punctatus (channel catfish), 7327 nucleotides long. RefSeq names its product protocadherin-related 15a (gene pcdh15a). The record is from RefSeq and is a predicted model, not a curated record. Gene Ontology annotation, cellular component: stereocilium; catenin complex; plasma membrane. The transcript is spliced from 37 exons. The coding region runs from base 603 to 5792 and encodes 1729 amino acids. Gene Ontology annotation, biological process: homophilic cell-cell adhesion; cell morphogenesis; calcium-dependent cell-cell adhesion. NCBI's taxonomy places the organism in Eukaryota, Metazoa, Chordata, Actinopteri, Siluriformes, Ictaluridae. Gene Ontology annotation, molecular function: cadherin binding; calcium ion binding.